GGCGUUUGCACAGCGGAGCCGGUCCCGCAGGUCCCUGUGGGCCCUUCCUCCGUCGGCACUUUUCUAGACGGGGUCAAAGGGCACAUUCGGGCGCAGGGUCAGGCGAGGGCGUCCGGACGGGGCGCCGGAUGGUCAGGAAUGUUGGGAGCGCGGACCCGACCGGACGCAGGGUCAUGCUCCGCUGUUUCUCCGCCCGACCUUGCCGUGCGGGUGCCGGCGAGCCGCCCCCGAGAAAUGCGGGGUGCAGUAGCGGCUCUACGAGGUCGUUAUGGGGCUGAGGGGCUCACGCUCUGAAGCUCCUAGGACCGUGCGUGGCUCCUGGGAAGUGCUCCGGGUCCUUAGCUAUGAUAAUAAGCGGUGCCAUUUCCAUCAACCGUUGUUUUCGUCGGGUGGCUGUGGUCAUCGUCCUCGCUCUGAAGAUGCGGGAGCUGAGUCACCGUGUAACUUACAGCUGUAGCAGAUGCUUUGAAGUGAUGAGGAGGUUUUUGUUACUCUAUGCUACGCAGCAAGGACAGGCAAAGGCUAUAGCCGAAGAAAUAAGUGAAAAAGCAGUUGCAUAUGGUUUUUCUGCAGAUCUUCACUGUAUUAGUGAGUCUCAUAAGUAUGAUCUGAAAACUGAAACAGCGCCUCUGGUGGUGGUGGUUUCUACCACGGGCAACGGAGACCUGCCAGACACAGCCCGCAAGUUUGCUAAAGCCAUACAGGACAAGACGCUGCCGGGUGACUUCUUUGCUCACCUGUGGUAUGGGUUACUAGGUGUGGACUGUAUUUUGUGCACUUACUGUACUGUUGCUGCUGGAUGUCUGGGUGAUUCAGAAUACACGUACUUCUGUAAUGGGGGGAAGAUAAUUGAUAAACGGUUUCAAGAGCUUGGUGCCCAGCGUUUCUAUGACACUGGCCACGCGGAUGACUGUGUAGGUUUAGAACUUGUGGUUGAGCCAUGGAUUAACGGACUCUGGGCCGCCCUGGCGAAGCAUUUUCUGUUGUGUAGAAGAAAAGAGGAGAUGAGUGGAACUCUCACAAUGGCAUCUAAUGCCUCCCAGAGGACAGACCCCGUGACACCAGAAUUAUUACACAUUGAAUCACAGGUUGGACUUCUGAGAUUAGAUGAUUCCAGACAAAAGGAUGCUGAAGUUUUAGAGCAAAAUGCAGUGAACAGAGGUCAAUCGAAUACAUCGAUUGCAGACUUUGAGCCCUCGCUUACCCGUUCAAUACCCCCGCUUUCACAGGCCUCUCUGAAUAUUCCCGCUUUACCACCAGAAUAUUUACAGGUGCAUCUGGAGGAGUCCUUUGGCCAGGAGGAAAGCCGAGCACCUGUGACCUCAGUGGAUCCAGUUUUUCACGUUCCAAUUUCAAAGGCAGUUCAGCUGACUAUGAAUGAUGCCAUAAAAACCACUCUUCUGAUAGAAUUGGACAUUUCAAAAACAGACUUUUCCUACCAGCCUGGAGAUGCCUUUAACGUGAUCUGUCCCAACAGUGACUCUGAGGUACAGCACCUACUCCAAAGACUGCAGCUCACAGACAGGAGAGAACAUUGUGUCAUCUUGAACAUUAAGGCAGACACGAAGAAGAAAGGAGCAGCCUUGCCCCAGCAUAUACCUGAGAAGUGUUCUCUCCAGUUCCUUCUUACCUGGUGCCUUGAAAUACGAGCGGUUCCUAAGAAGGCGUUCUUGCGAGCCCUCGUGGACCACACUGACGACGGCGUGGAGAAGCGACGGCUGCAGGAGCUGUGCAGCAGGCAGGGGGCGGCCGACUACAACCGCUUCGUCAGAGACUCCCGUGCCUGCCUUUUAGACCUCCUGCUGGCCUUUCCGUCCUGCCAGCCUCCGCUCGGCCUCCUGCUUGAACAUCUUCCUAAGCUCCAACCCAGACCAUAUUCAUGUGCAAGCUCGAGUCUGUUUCACCCAGGGAAGCUUCAUUUCAUUUUUAACAUCGUGGAGUUUUGGUCUGACACCACGGCGGUGGCUGUGCGGAAGGGCGUGUGCACAGGCUGGCUGGCCACAUUGGUUGAAUCGAUUCUUCAGCCGAACACACAUGCCUCCCGGGCAGACGAUGAGAAGGUCCUGGCGCCCGAGAUAUCCAUAUCUCCUCGGGCAACAAAUUUUUUCCAUUUACCAAAUGACCCCUCAGUCCCCAUCAUAAUGGUGGGUCCAGGAACCGGCAUAGCACCUUUCAUUGGCUUCCUGCAACAUAGAGAGAAACUCCAAGAACAUCACCCAGAUGGACACUUUGGAGCGAUGUGGUUGUUUUUUGGCUGCAGACAUAAGGCUAGGGAUUAUUUAUUCAGAGAGGAGCUCAGACAUUUCCUUAAGUGUGGAAUUCUCACUCACUUGAAAGUUUCCUUCUCAAGAGAUGCUCCUGUGGGAGAGGAAGAAGCCCCAGCAAAGUAUGUGCAAGACAAUAUCCAGCGUCACAGCAAGCAGGUAGCAAGGGUCCUUCUUCAGGAGAACGGUCAUGUUUACGUGUGUGGAGAUGCUAAGAAUAUGGCCAAGGAUGUAAAUGAUGUCCUUGUGGAGAUAAUAAGCAAAGAGGUUGGAGUUGAAAAACUAGAAGCAAUGAAAACAUUGGCUACUUUAAAAGAAGAAAAACGGUAUCUUCAGGAUAUUUGGUGAUAAAAUUGGAAAAUAAAGGAAGAGAAUUAAGCUUUUUGGCUGAAAGUACUAAAAGACAACUUUACUGAAGCUUGAGACUUCCGAUUUUUAAAAUUAAAAUUUUUUUUCAACAUUUCUUGGAGGAGGUCGGGGGCUGGCAUGGGGAGUGAACCAUUUAACAGUGUAAUAAGCUUUCAAUUCAGGUUCCAAUAUCUGCCCCCCCACCCUCCCUAAACCGCCCUGAGCUGAAAAAGGCAGCCCGCGCUCCUCCGCCAGCACCUCCCGGGGCGCCUCUCCCUCCUGGAGAGCUUCUCCAGGGACCGCGACCAGAUCACAGGGCAUCUCUAGCAGUACCUGUGAAGGCUUCUCAGUACGGGAUACGGGCACGAGCGUCACCUGGGUAGAUAGUUAAAUCUUGUGAGCUAGUCACCGUUUCUUUUUUAAAUAAUCUAAAAAUAAUUUAUAUUCUUAUGUAAAAUAUACAAUAAAAAUAUUCAUAUUAGUGCAUUAAAGUUA
Messenger RNA from Mesoplodon densirostris (Blainville's beaked whale), 3107 nucleotides. It is a transcript of the gene MTRR, whose product is annotated as 5-methyltetrahydrofolate-homocysteine methyltransferase reductase. Gene Ontology annotation, biological process: homocysteine metabolic process. Gene Ontology annotation, cellular component: cytosol. The record is from RefSeq and is a predicted model, not a curated record. Gene Ontology annotation, molecular function: FMN binding; [methionine synthase] reductase (NADPH) activity; flavin adenine dinucleotide binding. Lineage: Eukaryota; Metazoa; Chordata; Mammalia; Artiodactyla; Ziphiidae. The transcript has 15 exons. The coding region runs from base 345 to 2612 and encodes 755 amino acids.